Messenger RNA from Striga asiatica, 324 nucleotides. The record is from the annotation of a GenBank genome assembly. NCBI's taxonomy places the organism in Eukaryota, Viridiplantae, Streptophyta, Magnoliopsida, Lamiales, Orobanchaceae.
AUGGUGAGCUCAACCAAUAUCCCAUGGCCUCCCACCGGGCCUGCCAACAGGCCCACCUCCAAGCCCAGAUGCCCCAACAACACCCUCAAAUUGGGUGUCUGCGCAAACUUGCUUGAUGGGCUGGUCCACGUCGUGGUUGGGAGCCCACCCAAAAGCCCAUGCUGCACUCUUAUCCAAGGCUUGGCUGACCUUGAAGCGGCCGUUUGUCUAUGCACGGCUAUCAAGGCCAACGUGCUCGGGAUUAAUCUCAAUGUCCCGGUUUCACUUAGCCUACUUUUGAACUAUUGCGGCAAAAAGGUCCCGUCUGGAUUUCAAUGCGCUUGA